Molecule: messenger RNA, 1232 nt
Organism: Labeo rohita (rohu)
Lineage: Eukaryota; Metazoa; Chordata; Actinopteri; Cypriniformes; Cyprinidae
Gene: tmem81
Product: transmembrane protein 81
Exons: 3
Coding region: 1-852 (283 amino acids)
Source: RefSeq, a predicted model, not a curated record
AUGCUUCCUCAGCAUGACAAACAGCCAUCAGAGCCUGUCCACAUCCUGUUUACCCCAUCACAAAAGACUAAGUUCUCUAUCUCUGUUCAGUGCUUUUAUUUGUACUUUCUCACAUCUUUUAAACACCCACAAAGGUGUACCCUUUUAACCAAUCCUGAACUACAAGAACUGGAGAAGAUCAGCACGUGGGUCAUCAGCCGCAGCUUUCCCUGCAGUGCUACCUGUGGGCUUGGCCUCCGUACUCAAGAGCUCUGCCUUAUCGGAGGAAAAAGAAACAUCCCCAGCACUUCCUGCAAGAUGAGGACCAUCCGCUGCCUAGACACCUGGCAGUGUGGACUGAAGACCCAAACGGUAACUGCUGGUCAGCGCCUGGAGCUUGACUGUUUAGAGGAAGUGAUGGAAGCCAUGGGCCGCUUUGCCUUUGUGGUGUCUUGGCGCUUUGCCCGUGGAAUCAUCACAUCUGAUGACUCACUAUUCAGCCGGUAUGAAGCCCUGAGCCUGGACAAGGUGGUGCUAGAUCCUCUCAGAGAAGAGGAUUCUGGGACAUACCGCUGUGACGUACUUGACACCGACAAACGAAGAGUGAAGAGAAUGUAUAAAGGGGUGAAAGUGUUAUCGCCCAGUGAGCUGAGUUUAAACUUUGCUAAAGGUCUGAUUCAGUGGGAAAACCCAGGGAGCCGGUUUCCGAACAAGACAACCAGAGGAAACCUGUAUCCCAGCAGCACUGUCCGAAACAUGGCGCUGAUAAGCGCCUCCAUAUCUGCUGCAAUAGCGACACUCAUCCUUCUGCUCCUGUGGGGUUUUUACCGAAUAAGACCAAGAAGAGCAGCUCAACUUUCCCAGGAUGUUUAAAAACAUUUCAAAGAUUAAAAAGUCAAAUUAUUUUUUGACUUUUCCUGCAAGUCACUGAUGAAUUAGAAGUGUUAAAAAUGAGUUGACCAAGUCACAAAUGUGUGGGAUUGAAAAACAUGUUUAAACUAUUUGUGUACUAUUUAUAGAGCGGAGCUGUUAAUGAACUGUUAAAAAAAAGUUCAAAUUCACAUUUGUGCUAAAAAGGACCAUGUUCACUUCAUCAACAAUUGGUCAAGUAGUCACAGGUUCCUAAUUUGGAUGCCAGUAUAUGUUAACAAUGCUUAAAAAUAUUUCUUAGCACCUGAGUCUCUAAAAAUUAUAGAUAGAUAAACAGACUUAAAGAUUAGAAAUAAUACAUUUAACAUUUUAUAGUGAGUUUU